CUCUUUCUUUUUCAGUCCCCUCCUCGGAAGUAUAGACGCGUUUGUCUAUAUUCCGUCCGUUUUCUUUUUUAUAAUAUAUGCAUUAACCCCCGUUCAUUUCUUUAUACACAAUGGAGGCGAAGGCGGAAUUGUAGAGAUGCCUCGAUUCGACUUGUUCUUUUAUUUAAUCACAGUUUAAUGGACCGGAUGAUCUCCAAGUCGGACUGCGUUGCCCACAGCCUUGCAGGGGAGGUUGCCGUAUCCAGCGGGGAGGUAGGCUUUUCCUGGGUUCGUGAUGAAGUUUGCCGAACCCACGGAAGGCCAGAAGCUGUCUUUUCUCCUGGAAAAGGCUGCUUCUAGGGAAGCCGAGCUGUGGAGGAGCUAUGUGCCUAAGAAACCAGCCAGUCAGGAUACAGAUAUCUCCCCUGCCCAGCGUGACGAGGCCGUGCGGUGGCUCACUGACGUGCACCGGUGCUUGAAGCUUUAUCCAGAAACCCUCUGUUUGGCCAUCUCCGUACUCGACCGCUUUCUCUCCACCAUUAAGGCUCGUCCCAAGUACCUGCGCUGCAUUGCUAUCACCUGUUUUUUCUUGGCAGCUAAGACAAGUGAAGAGGAUGAGCGUAUCCCUGCUCUUAGAGAGCUGAUCAGCAGCAGUGCUUGUGGAUGUACUCCUUCAGAAGUGUUGAGGAUGGAGAGGAUCGUUCUGGAUAAACUCAGCUGGAACCUGCAUGCAGCCACUCCCCUUGAUUUCCUGCACAUUUUCCAUGCAAUGGUGUUCAGCUGCAAGGCUGUGAGUUCAGGCAUAUUAUUGGGUCUGAACAGAUCACAGCACCUUGCCCUGCUCACUCAGGAGCUGCUGCACUGCCUUUCCCAUAAUUCACUGCUGCAGGAGCGUGGCUCCAUGCUGGCCCUUGCUCUCGUCACACUGCAGCUGGAAACGCUCUAUCCCGAUUGGCUCGCUCUUGCUGCCGACCUGCUGCGCAAAGUUCAGAUUGACAGCUCCAAGCUGAUCGGCUGCCGCGAGCUAGUGGCACGUUGUCUCUCCACACACACGGCAUCCCUGCCUCCCAACACUGUAUACGUCUGCCACCCCCUGCAAACCCCUCACGACCCUGGCGUGACCUUUCACCCUGUCCUGCCCACUCUGCCACUGCGCAGGAAGCCCUCGGCCAAGCGCAAGGUGGAGCAGAUGGAUGUGGACGAAUACUUCGAUGGCAUCAAGCGUCUCUACAACGAGGAGGAGCUAGGAGGAGGGGGUGGGGCUAAUUCAGGGUACCAGUCCAUAGAGGGCGGUUCCACGCCAUGCCCUGCCCUUCAGCCUGUCACCGUCUCCUAGCAACGCGCUUAGGGUUGAAUUGGGGCCAGAUCGCAGUUAUGACAGUGUCCCUCCAUCCUUUAGAGCAGAACAGAGCUAAAACACACACACACACACACACACACACACACACACACACACACACACACACACACACACACACACACACGAAAUAUGCUGCAGUUAUUUCAUAACCAUCUAUCUGUCAAAUCUAAUCACAAGAUCAUAUUUAAAAUGUGAAAAAGGAAAAUAUUCACAAAAAUGUCGGAGGUACUUCUCCCCAACCCGCUCCUACUGAAAUGUCUGUCUCUGUACAUCACUGUCAUAUGUCUCUCAUAUAUCUGUGAAGAUUUCAAAUCUAACUUUGUAUUUAUAUAUUUGUUUUCCUCUGAUGACUGUGUCCGAGUGCUGUGUUCAUCUCAUGCGCUUUUCUUCUUUUUUUUUUUUCCUUUUAUUUUUUUUAUGAAAGGGCAUGAAACUCCCGAAUGUUAAAUUUGCUAAACUUUGAUGUUAAUUUUAAAAAUUUAUAUAACUACACAUCCUCUCUCUCUCUCUCCCUCUCUCGUAUUCUAUUCUAUUCUAUUCUGUUCGAUCUUGGCUGUUUAGCCUUUUCUUUUCUCCACGUCUUGGCCGUUUAGGUGUGUGUGGUUGAGCAGUGAUAAUAUCCCUAUCACUUUUGUUAAAAGAGCAUUAACGAAGAAUCCAUGUGAACACACCAUCCAAAUCACACAGGGCACAAGAGACUGUUUUAGUGUUUGUUUGAAAGAUAAUGUAUCUGUAGGAUCACUUUAACAAAAAAGGUUGAAAAAAAAAACACAAAACCUGUUGAAAUGGCACAAAAAAAAAGCUUUAGAUUAUUAUUACCAUUCCUUUUUUCUCUGCUGAUCGUUCUUCUCUGGCUCUGUUCUUCUCCGGUGGGAGGAGGGACGCCCGCACUGCAGGAACGUCACCGUAAAAGUUCAAAUAAAUCGAAACCAUCUACUACA
This is a messenger RNA of Ictalurus furcatus (blue catfish), 2280 nucleotides long. RefSeq names its product cyclin I (gene ccni). NCBI's taxonomy places the organism in Eukaryota, Metazoa, Chordata, Actinopteri, Siluriformes, Ictaluridae. Gene Ontology annotation, molecular function: cyclin-dependent protein serine/threonine kinase regulator activity. The record is from RefSeq and is a predicted model, not a curated record. The coding region runs from base 275 to 1315 and encodes 346 amino acids. The transcript is spliced from 7 exons. Gene Ontology annotation, biological process: regulation of cyclin-dependent protein serine/threonine kinase activity; mitotic cell cycle phase transition. Gene Ontology annotation, cellular component: cytoplasm; nucleus; cyclin-dependent protein kinase holoenzyme complex.